AUGUUUGAUGUCACGGUCUUGCUCCAUGUUGACAAUAUACAGGCCCCCACCCAACCUGCUGUCCAGCUGUUGUCUUGUGGCUGGUCCUGUUGGUGGUCUUUACUUUCAGAACUAACCCGCUAUAUUGUUCUGUUCCUUGUUCCCAGUGAGAAGACACAGUGGUUUUAUGAACGGAGAUCUCCGAACAAGUUCUUUCUCCGAGGGACCUGUCCAUCCAACAUGGCCGCCUCAGGGAUGAAGGAGUGCUCGCAGAUGCCUGAGUUACAGGAGCUCCGAGCUGGGCCAAUGGAAGACCACGUGAAAAACGCCUCGUCAGUUGGACCCCCACACCCUCAGGCCCCGUACGGGAACUCUCUGCCGAGCUUGGCUGAACAUGGCCCCGUCUGCAUUCCUUCACCAAAUGAAUACCCGACACUAGCCUUCUACAGUCCCUCCAUCCUGGGCUACAGUAUGUCCAGUGAUGCCAGUGGACCAGAUGGGGCCAUUGUCAGGCAGAGCCUGAGUCCCUCGAUGUACUGGUCAUCAGCCGGCCAUGUUUCUCCCAUCUCCAUCCACUGCCAGCAGCCAAUCAUGUACACUGAGCCACCCAAGAGUCCUUGGGAUGACCUGAGAGUCGGGGAGCAGCAUCUGGUCAACAGGUAA
Messenger RNA from Chiloscyllium plagiosum (whitespotted bambooshark), 642 nucleotides. The record is from RefSeq and is a predicted model, not a curated record. Lineage: Eukaryota; Metazoa; Chordata; Chondrichthyes; Orectolobiformes; Hemiscylliidae.